AUGGACCCUGUGGUUCUCAGCUACAUGGACAGUUUGCUGAGGCAGUCAGAUGUCUCCUUGCUGGACCCCCCAAACUGGCUUAACGACCACAUCAUCGGGUUUGCCUUCGAGUAUUUCACCAACCACCAGUUCCAAGAGUUUAGUGAUCAGGUUUGUUUCAUCAGCCCCGAGGUGGCUCAGUUCAUCAAAUGUGCCCUUAGUCAGGAAGAAAUAGCCAUAUUCCUUCAACCACUGGACCUUCUCCACAAGAAGCUGGUGUUCUUGCCUAUCAAUGACAACUCCAACCAGGCUGCUGGGGGCACCCACUGGAGCUUACUGGUCUAUUUCAGGGACAAAAAGUGCUUUGCCCAUUAUGAUUCCCACAGUAAAUGCAACUCUGUCCAUGCCAAGCAAGCGGCAGGGAAGCUGGAGGCCUUCUUGGACAAUAGAGGGGGCAAAACCACCUUUGUGGAGGAGAAGGCACCUGCCCAGCAGAACAGCUAUGACUGUGGGAUGUAUGUGAUCUGCAAUGCAGAGGCUGUGUGUCAGGGAUACAUCAGGGGCCGGCCAGAGCCUUUGCUGCAGCUCCUCACCCCCUCCUACGUCACGCAGAAGAGGUCCGAGUGGAAAGCUCUCAUCACCAGACUGGCACAGAAGUGA
Chaetura pelagica (chimney swift) is the source of this 639-nucleotide messenger RNA. RefSeq names its product SUMO/sentrin specific peptidase family member 8 (gene SENP8). Bases 1 to 639 code for a protein of 212 amino acids. The transcript has a single exon. Gene Ontology annotation, biological process: proteolysis. The record is from RefSeq and is a predicted model, not a curated record. Gene Ontology annotation, molecular function: deNEDDylase activity; cysteine-type peptidase activity. Lineage: Eukaryota; Metazoa; Chordata; Aves; Apodiformes; Apodidae.